Molecule: messenger RNA, 1377 nt
Organism: Nanorana parkeri
Lineage: Eukaryota; Metazoa; Chordata; Amphibia; Anura; Dicroglossidae
Gene: RNF26
Product: ring finger protein 26
Exons: 1
Coding region: 6-1331 (441 amino acids)
Biological process (GO): protein ubiquitination; ubiquitin-dependent protein catabolic process
Molecular function (GO): ubiquitin protein ligase activity
Source: RefSeq, a predicted model, not a curated record
GAAGCAUGCAGGUGCUGCUCCUGAUCCUCAGUGGUGUGGGCUGGGCUGUGGACUUGGUGUUGCUGGUGCUGGACUUGAAUUACUGGCUGGUGUCAUCCCUCGUUUCAUUCCUAUGUUGGACCAUUCACUUCAUCUUCAGUCUUCCAGGAGCCAUCUCCCUCACUUUGCUGCAAUGCUGGGAAUGUGCAUGGCUGGGCAUGACCGCGGUGGGAGACUGCUGCUGCGGUCUUGUGGUUGGCGCCGUGCAGACGGCGGGGAACAUGCUUGGAGGAGCCCUGGCUGGCCUGGACUCUCUGCAGCUGGCCUGGAACUUGGUGUGCCACUUAGGAAUCCGCAGCAAAGAGAUGAUGCAGCGGGGUCUCCUCAACAUCGCCUUGUCCGGACAGAAUCUUCACCGCCAAGUCUGGGAAGCUCUGACCAUCGGCGGUAGUUUAGCCGCCUACCUGGUGAACACCUUGGUCAAUCUGUUCCUUAUUGGCGUGCAGUAUGUUUGCUCAGGAGUCCUGUCUUUGUGGCUUGGCGUAGUAAAUGUGAUUUUCAUGAGUAAAGAAUGGAUCAUCGCAAUGUUUUCCCAGCUUUCCAACACUGCGGUCACAGUGGUCAUCCUGCUAUGGGCGCCGUUCAAAAUGGCUGUGGACAUCUUCGUAUUGUGCAGCACCAACAUUGGAGUCAUCAUGUUCAAGCACCUCUAUGAAGUUCUGUUGCUUCUGUUCCUGAUUUGGGUCUCCCGUAUGUUUUUCAGACCUUCGCCUGCAGCACGUUUUCUGCAAGAAAAGCUAAACAUGUUCUACCAGACUCUGCUAGUGUGUCUUCAGAUCAUCCUGAGUUCCGAUGUCUGGAGGAGGGUGGUCGACCGGAGUCUUCAGCUUCUCAGAAUUUACGGAGCAGCCUGGUACAGAAGCGUGAACCGUGUGAGGACCAGAGCGCAGGACGCACCGCCGAGGACCAACAGGGUGCCAGAGCCCGCCCAGCCGCCCAAUCUGCCACCUCCGAGGUUAAACUUUUAUAUGCAACCUAAUCCACGCCGGAAUGCGGCGGCUGAUAGGGGACAGACUUCACAGCAAGCACCUCCUGCGCCCCAGUGCAGUGCAUCGACCUCCAGGGAGAAUAAGGCGGCAGCAGAGGACCCCUGGAGAUUGUUAAAACAGCAGGAAGAGAGCCGGAAAUGUGUCAUCUGCCAGGAUCAGCCCAAAAGCAUUCUUCUGUUACCAUGUCGUCACCUCUGUCUGUGUGCUCGGUGCACUAACAUUCUGCAGCAACAGCCUAUCCUUCAGCGCAACUGUCCACUGUGCCGGCAAAUGAUACUGCAGACAUUAAAUGUCUACAUGUAAUGCAGAAAUAUCGUGUGGGCAGAGACUAAAGGCCAAUGUUGCAAAA